GACGUGGGAGGAGCGUGCGUGACACAUCAAAAUUCGACGAAAACAGCCAGCUGAGCAUAACAGCACGCAGAUGUCGGUGCUAAGGGAUCACCCGUGAAACUAUUACCAAGAAGGACCGACAAAGUCAGAAUUAAGGUGGAUGAGUUAAGAUAACGUUAUUGCCUCUUACAGUAGCACAGCACAGCAGAGCGACAGGAAAACGGAAUCUGGUUUGAAAUUCACAGGAUAUUGCUGCAAAAGUAGCUUUAAGAGAUGGAGUUCCCAGAUUUAGGGGAGCACUGCUCUGAGAAGACCUGCAAACGUUUAGAUUUUCUGCCUAUGAGAUGUGAUGCUUGUCAAGAGAUAUUCUGCAAGGAUCACAUAACCUAUGCAAAUCACAAAUGCACAUCAUCCUACAAAAAGGAUAUCCAGGUACCAGUAUGCCCUUUGUGUGACACUCCCAUUCCCGUCAAGAGAGGAGAGAUGCCUGACAUUAAAGUUGGUGAACACAUUGAUCGGGACUGUAAAUCCGACCCCGCACAAAGAAAGAGAAAGAUUUUCACAAAUAAAUGCUCGAAAGGAGGCUGUAAGCAGAAGGAGAUGAUAAGAGUUACCUGUGACCAGUGUCGUUUAAAUUACUGUCUUAAACACCGUCACCCACUAGACCACGAUUGUAAGACUGACGGGAAACCUCUGUCCAAAUCUGGGUGUCUCAGCCCUCAGGAGCAGGAGGAUCUGGCUCUCGCUCAGGCUCUCGCUGCCAGUGAAGAAGAAUACAGACGCCAGCAGCAGAGACAACAGGGAAGAGACUCCAAACAGUCCACCUGCAGCCUUUCUUAAUCUCAGAUCACCAUUUUAGACUUCAAGCUGUGCUAAUUAUUUCCUAGAAACUGCACAUGUGAGGUGUCACUUUCCGGGAUCAGUGAUUCUUCAGUGGCACAUACUGGCUCUUGGAAGUUGCUGACACAUUACCGCCUUCUACAAUAUAAGCACAUAUACUUUCCAGCAGAAUCUGUCAUUUUUACAAAUGAUUUGCUCUGUAAAUAUUUUAUAUGGCUAUCAUGAUGAAUCCAUUAUAUUAAAAUGUAUGAUUAUUGAAUAAAUUAUGUCAAAGACGCACCCUGAA
Messenger RNA from Pundamilia nyererei, 1105 nucleotides. It is a transcript of the gene zfand2a, whose product is annotated as zinc finger, AN1-type domain 2A. Gene Ontology annotation, cellular component: cytoplasm; endoplasmic reticulum. The coding region runs from base 253 to 819 and encodes 188 amino acids. Lineage: Eukaryota; Metazoa; Chordata; Actinopteri; Cichliformes; Cichlidae. Gene Ontology annotation, molecular function: zinc ion binding. Gene Ontology annotation, biological process: proteasome-mediated ubiquitin-dependent protein catabolic process; protein targeting to ER. The transcript is spliced from 7 exons. The record is from RefSeq and is a predicted model, not a curated record.